AUGCCGAAGCAGCAUGCCCGGAGUGAAGCACUGGCUUAUUCAGGCUUUCCUAAGCAGUUCACCAGGAAUAUCCAGAGACUGUUUGCUUCACUCACUGCUCCUUUAGUGUCUGCAGGUUUCCUGUCUUGCCUGGGUGCUACAAUUACCUUAUUCGAUGGCUCUUUCCCCUUCUACCCCAAGUCCAAGGCAUCCUUCCCAUUUGACACAGCUUGGGCUGUGAUCAUCUCUGUGUUCAUCACUGUGCUGGCUACUUUCAUCAUCAUCUGGCUUGGCAUCCAAGGCAAAGGGAGGUCCUUCUGGAUCUUGCGAGUGGUCACCAGCCUCUUCAUCGGAGCAGUGAUUCUUAGAAACCCAGUGAAUCAGAUCAAUGAAACCAUCAGCUACAACGAGCACUUUUCCUGGAGCUUCGGAGAGGACUAUGACCUCAGCUACAGUGAGGGCCUGGAGCGGGGGCUGCCGCGUCCCAUCCUGUACGUGGCAGAGAAAUGCACCCUGAACAGUCCCUGUGGUGUGCAUGCCCAGUACUGCAUUUCCAGCCACUAUGCCUCCCUCACACUGUGGGCAGCCUUCUGCACCUGGCUCAUUUCCAACAUGUUCUUCUCCAUGUCCAUCCUGCUGUACAGGGGCUACAUAUUCAUACUCACGGCACUACUGAUGAUCUGCUCACUGCUCUUCUUCACUGUCGCCAGGCACUUCCCAAUGUGCAACAUCCGGUUCGGUUCAGCCUCCCUGCAGAUCGGCUAUGGGGCAUCUUUCUGGCUGACCUUAGCCACAGGGCUGCUGUGCUUCCUGCUGGGGCUGGCCGUGAUCCUCAUGAAUUUGAUGCAGCCCAAGAAGCUGAAGCUUGUCUUUAAUGUGAGUAAGGGAGAGGGAGAGGAAGAGGAGGAGCAGGAAGUGGGGCCUGCUGAGCAAACCCCGAAAGGCGACAUCCUCAUGGCUCCGCUGGGUGAGAACUGCAGUGUGACAGUGACUGACUUGUGAGGGCCAACCGCUGCCCCUGCCCAGCCUGCAGAAGAGCACCGAACAGCAGUGUGAGGAGGCAGGGGAGGAGCAGGACUGUGCCUGGGCUUCCUGGAGGAGAUCUUCCAGACUGCCGAUCUUUAGCAGCUCCCAGCUUAUCCACGCACAGCCACACAAGGCUUGUGGCCAACCCAAACAGGCAGGGGCCAACUUAGUUUAGUAUCUUGUCUCAUGCCCGAGUGCAAAGGUUUCCGUGGAUCUUCCUGCAGCAGUAGCCAUGCCUUUUCCUGUUGUGGCAGGGGCUUGCUUAACUAUGGAGUGUGAGGGUGAUUUCAGCAUGCAUUGCCACCCCCACCCUUACUUGACCCCAAAUCCCAUCAGCUAUUGUGCUGUCCAGUCCCCCCAACUCUUUCAGUGCCCUCUCCGUCUUGUCAAGGUAAAUAGCCCUUGCUGCUGCUCCCUUCUUUUCCUUGAUCAUUACUACGUUAAACCACAGUCCAGGCAGAGACAUCUGCUGCUCACUCACAACUGACCACUUCAUCUUCCUUUUUCUUCCAUAUCUCAGCCAAGUUAUGAUCAGGGGCUGGUCUUCUUCACACCUCCCGAAUAAGGCGUCUGCAUGGUGGAAUCAUUGUCCUCCGUGGCAGUGCCUUCAUGCGGGCUGCGCAGACUGACUUCUAAACUGUCGUGUCUGUGCAAGGUAUCAGGCCAGCUAAUUAGCACUGCUGCCUGGGAUCCCUUGAGCAUAUACUGACAACCUUUAAUAGGAUCAGGACAUUGGCUGCCCAGUUCCCCUACUAUACGCUGUAUCUCAUUUAGUUGGAUGCUGCCCUAAAGGGGCUGCUGCUGCGCACAGGAUAUUUACCAUGUAGACAUGGCCUCAGUUUACUUCAGUUUCUUGUGAGAAGCCUUAAUAAAAGAUUCUGAAAAGCCUAGGUCAGCACUGCCAGUCCGGUUGGCUUUAGCAGCUGCCUUCUGACAGAAGUGGGCACGCUGGAGGAGAGGGACAGGAUGCAACUAGAUCUAGACAGGUUACAGGAGUGAGCAGAUGAGAACAGGAUGGGUUUCAACACUGGCAAGUGCAGGGUACUGCACCUGGGGAGGAAGAACCAGCAGCAUACCUACAGGCUGGGGAACUCCCUUCUCAUCAGUGCAGAGGCAGAAAAGGAUUUAUUGAUUCCAAAAUGAACAUGGGCGGACAGUGUGGGGACGCGGUCAGCAAGGCUAACUGCACCAUGUCAUGCAUCCACAGUCGCAUCACAAGCAGGUCCAAGGAGGUGAUCCUCCCCCUCUAUGCGACACUGGUCAGGCCAAAGUUGGAGUACUGCAUCCAGUUCUGGGCACCGCACUUCAGGAGGGAUGUGGCCAGCAUGGAGAGGGUCCAGAGGAGGGCCACUCGCAUGAUCAGGGGACAGCAGGGCAGGCCCUAUGAGCGGAGGCUAUGAGACCUGAACCUGUUCAGACUCCACAAGAGAAGGCUGAGAGGGGACCUGGUGUCCGUCUAUAAACUGGCCAAGGGGGACCAGCAGGGAAUGGGAGAGUCCCUGUUCCCCCAAGCACUACAGGGAGUAAUGAGGAAUAACUGCCAUAAGUUAACGGAGAGUAGAUUCAGGCUAGAUAUCAGGAGGCGCCACUUCACAGUCAGGGCGGCUAGGAUCUGGAACCAACUUCCAAGGGAAGCGGUGCUCGCUCCUACCCUGGGGGUCUUCAAAAGAAGGCUAGAUAGACACCUAACCGGGGUUAUUUGACCCCAGCAUCCUUUAUUGCUCAUGGCAGGGGGUCGGACUUGAUGAUCUGCUCAGGUCCCUUCCGACCCUACCUACUAUGAAAUUAUGAAACCUCUGGGACAGCCAUACUUCCCAGGGGCCAUGCCAUGGGGUCCCUCACAUACCACACCCAGGUCUGUGUUUCGUUUGUCCCCCUGGAAUCAUCCCUUUCCUCAAUUCACCUGGUGUUGAGGUAAGGCUCUGUGACCAGCCCCUCCACAGGGUCCUAUGGUUGCCCAGCCCAGGCGUGGCUGCACCUUUCAUCUGGCUUCUCCAGGUCCUUCAGAAACCUUUUAUGGAUGCUGCCCUGGCUCAGUGCUGCUCACUCAUUUGGAAGCUUGUUCCAGUGCUUCAUCUUUUUCUGCCAGAAGUGUUGCUGGAAUAAGACCUCGGCAGACCCACCCAUCCUCCCAAAGACCUUCUGCUUCUGAUAUACGUACUUCAAGGUGUACUUGUGAUUGGUUUUCUGUUUGUGGCUGUUUGCUCUUCAUAUUCCUUCUUCCCCUCCUAGUCUCCAUCACACGUUGUACCCAUUGUGAGUUAUGCUAUUGGCCACCAUGGUCCUGGACUUCCAUCUUCUGAUCUAAAGGAUACAUCACUGCCUCUUGAUACUGACUGUUUAGCCCACUGGGUUCAUUUCUUAUCUUUUGCUUUAUUUUUUUGUGGUAAAGGUUUGCAUGCUUAUUGUGGCUUUAUUGCACUGAUCCAUCAAGCCUAGAAUUUUACCCUGCCAUUCAUCCCUGUAGUAUCUGGGUGCCUGCCAUUUAAAAUCAGUAGCAAUUAAACGUAUACUUAGGAUAGAUGAUGUGGUUUUUAAACAUUUUAUUAAGUUACUUAUCUUGAUUAGUUGAUUUGUUCCUGGUUUUAAGGUUGGGGGGUUGUGUCUGUGGGUGAAGAGGCCAGUGUUUUGAGCAACAUCCUAUCUGUGGUGGAAAGGCUGUCUCAGAGUAGAAAGCCUUGGAAAGUUUCCUGAAAAAGGCGAGACUCUAGAUUUGUCCGGUCACCUCUGGCAGCCUAUUCCAGGCUAGGGAGUCUCCAAGCCUGCUAGGGCCAAGAUUGGUCUCUUUAAGUUUGCCUAUGUCUAUCCCAACCAUGCAGUUUAUCCAAUAAAAGAUAUCACCCACAAGAAUUCUUGCCUCUUGCAUAGAAGAACAAACCAUUUUGGUGAAAAAGACUUGUUUCCCUUUCAGUGAAAGAUGUCUUGAGCAUCAGAAUCUUAUGGGAGCAUUUUCUACACAUCUUGGCCAACUCUGUUAGCUAGCCAGUUUUCUCAAUUCCUUUUUUUUCCCCAUCAGACAAAAAAGACACUAAUGUAACAUGAAAAGAAAUAUAUACAUAUAU
Messenger RNA from Alligator mississippiensis (American alligator), 4067 nucleotides. Its product is annotated as dual oxidase maturation factor 1. Gene Ontology annotation, biological process: protein transport. Gene Ontology annotation, cellular component: endoplasmic reticulum membrane. The transcript is spliced from 6 exons. NCBI's taxonomy places the organism in Eukaryota, Metazoa, Chordata, Crocodylia, Alligatoridae. The record is from RefSeq and is a predicted model, not a curated record. Bases 1 to 981 code for a protein of 326 amino acids.